This is a messenger RNA of Sciurus carolinensis (gray squirrel), 2266 nucleotides long. RefSeq names its product STEAP3 metalloreductase (gene Steap3). The transcript is spliced from 5 exons. Gene Ontology annotation, cellular component: plasma membrane; endosome. The record is from RefSeq and is a predicted model, not a curated record. Gene Ontology annotation, molecular function: ferric-chelate reductase (NADPH) activity; cupric reductase (NADH) activity. Bases 73 to 1647 code for a protein of 524 amino acids. Gene Ontology annotation, biological process: copper ion import. Lineage: Eukaryota; Metazoa; Chordata; Mammalia; Rodentia; Sciuridae.
CUGAGCUGUGCUGAGUGAGCUGCAGUCACCCAGCCUGGGAUCCCUGCAGAAGAAGGAGCAGCACUUGGAGACAUGGCAGCUGAGGUCCCUGGUGACCAGGGCGCCUGCCCUACCAUCCUUUCUCAGGACUGUGGAAAGUCACCUGACAAGGACAGCACCUCCCACCCCAGACCUGCCACCAAAAUGUCAGGAGAGAUGGACAAGCCGCUGAUCAGCCGCCGCCUGGUGGACAGUGACGGCAGCCUUGCAGAGGCUCCCAGUGAGGCCCCCAAAGUGGGCAUCUUGGGCAGUGGGGACUUCGCCCGCUCCCUGGCUACACGUCUUGUCAGCUCUGGCUUCAGCGUGGUGGUGGGAAGCCGUAACCCCAAGCGCACAGCUGGGCUGUUCCCCUCCUCAGCCCAGGUGACUUUGAGGGAGGAGGCAGUGAGCUCCCCGGAGGUCAUCUUCCUGGCCGUGUUCAGGGAGCACUACUCCUCAUUGUGUGGUCUCAGCGACCAGCUAGCUGGCAAGAUCCUGGUGGACGUGAGCAAUCCCACGGAGCAGGAGCACCUUCGGCAUCGUGAGUCCAACGCCGAGUACCUGGCCUCUCUCUUCCCCACCUGCAUGGUGGUCAAGGCCUUCAACGUCAUCUCCGCCUGGACCCUGCAGGCUGGCCCGAGGGAUGGAAACAGGCAGGUGCCCAUCUGCAGUGACCAGCCAGAAGCCAAGCGUGCCAUCUCAGAGAUGGUGCACGCCAUGGGCUUCAUGCCGGUGGACAUGGGAUCCCUGGCAUCAGCCCGGGAGGUCGAGGCCAUGCCCCUGCGCCUCCUCCCGGGCUGGAAGGUGCCCGCCCUCCUGGCCCUGGGGCUCUUUGUCUGCUUCUACGCCUACAACUUCAUCCUCGACGUGCUGCACCCCUACGUGCAGGAGGGCAAGAACAAGUUCUACAAGCUGCCCGUGUCCGUGGUCAACACCACACUACCCUGCGUGGCCUACGUGCUGCUGUCCCUGGUGUACCUGCCCGGCGUGCUGGCAGCCGCCCUGCAGCUGCGGCGCGGCACCAAAUAUCGCCGCUUCCCCGACUGGCUGGACCACUGGCUGCAGCACCGCAAGCAGAUCGGGCUGCUCAGCUUCUUCUGCGCAGCACUGCACGCCAUCUACAGCUUCUGUCUGCCUCUGCUGCGCUCCCACCGCUAUGAACUGGUCAACCUGGCGGUCAAGCAGGUGGCCAACAAAAGCCACCUCUGGGUGGAGGAGGAAGUCUGGCGAAUGGAGAUAUAUGUCUCCCUGGGAGUGCUGGCCCUCGGCACACUGUCCCUGCUGGCUGUCACCUCUCUGCCAUCCAUCGCAAACUCACUCAACUGGAGGGAGUUCAGCUUUGUACAGUCCACGCUGGGCUUUGUGGCGCUGGUGCUGAGCACGCUGCACACGCUCACCUACGGCUGGACCCGCGCCUUCGAGGAAAGCCGCUACAAGUUCUACCUGCCGCCCACCUUCACGCUCACGCUGCUGGUCCCCUGCGUGGUCAUCCUGGCCAAAGGCCUGUUCCUCCUUCCCUGUUUCAGCCGCAGACUUGCCAAGAUCCGCAGGGGCUGGGAGAAGGAUGGCGCCGUCAAGUUCGCGCUACCGACAGACCACAUUCUGGUGGAGAAGACGAGCCAUGUGUGAGGCGCCUGUGCCGGGCUUCUAGGCGCUGGUGGGUGGGCAGCUGAGCCCAGUUGGGUUUUCUUUUUUUGGACAGUGUAGAGUGGAAUAUUUAUGGACAAAUGGGUGGUCUGAGGUUCGAAUUCCUGGGACGCAAAUGUACACAGUAAUAUUCAGAUUGCCACGCAUGUGCGCGUGUGAUAUAUAUGAACGUUUAUUUCACAUAUAUAACAGAAUUCGCCAUUAUACUUAUUAGCUUUGAAAAAUUGGGUCCCUGAUAUUUCAACUUGUAGCUAAAAGCAAGUACCAGAUGUUAAACAGCUAGAUCAUGCUAUCGGGACCUUGGCAGAGAUAUACACACUUUUGUACAGAAGAGGCUUUGCCCUCCCCCAUCAUCUCCCUUCAGCUGCUCUCCCAAGGCUCAUGCGGAGCUGGGACUCUAAAGUGGCAGAAAGGCAACAGCUCUACCUGCAGCCCCACCAGGUGCCUGGAGCUGAGGAGAUGUCAGUGGGCAGGGGUUGUGGGUCUGGUCCCUUCUCACCCCCCUGGGGGGGUCGGGGAGGAAUUAUAGCGAAAUGGGGGAACCCGGAGUCAGAGCUGGGAGCCGAAUGAACGUCGUGUCCAUUUUGGGGUGGGGUGGGGA